AUGCCUGACACAAGCAGGAACUCCUGUCGAGAUUACGUGCCCGUUGGCAUGGAAGAGUACGAAGACGACGACGGCAAUUUUGGCUGGAGUCGUCCAGUGGACAUUGAUUUUGCCAUGAUGCUAUCGGGGAUACCAAUUCUUGACGGCGCGUUGGAAGGCAGGCCUUUGUCAGAAACAACGACAGGCCACCAAGACGCGCUGGCCAUGUUCGAGACGUACGGAGUUCCACGGCCGGAAGGGCUAAUCUUGAAUCGGAACCGGACUCCUCGAGCUUCUCACGACGAAACUCUUCAGCUCUGUCAUUCUUGCGGAGAAAUCCUCCCGUUCGAGCAAAAGUGUGUGCGCUGUGGGCACGAUUUCUGCUAUAAAUGCGCCUCGGAACAGUUGCCAAAAGACCAUGGAAGCCUCAAGGAUGGUGCUGUCGACCGCAUUGGCAAACCUUUCUCCGACGAGGCAGCAAAAACGAGAGAGGUUACUACAACACCCCUUUUCGGUCCCACGGCAGAUCCCGAGACGCCGAAUCGCGGACCCGUGACGGGCAAUCCCUUUUUCCUGGCUGAUAGAUUUGCAAAGGCUACGUGGUCAGCACCACAGACCAAGAAAACAACUGGUGGCCGUGGUCAACGAGCAAGACGGCUUUCGGAUUGCGUACCUGGUCGUCAUCUCGCGGACCGGCCUCCCGACGCGGUGGCCAUGGUGGAUGAUUGGAAGCGCAGUCGUCACACGGAGGGGCACAUUCUUUGCUGCGCGGCCAGCAGGGGCCAAGCUAUUGCAGCAGAUAUUCCCAGCCUGGACGCAACGGUGCAGCGUAAAAUUGAUCGUCUGCACCGUCAUACCGAGGAUCUGCGCAACUAUCCCAGAGCCAGUGGGCUAAGCCCUACGUCUCGAGAGGGAUGGAUUCCAUGGAGUCCAAAGAGCGACGCAGAACCGAGAGCGGCGACUGCCGCACCCAACGGUACAAUCCACCUGGAAACGCCGACAAAGCCGCCCCGUACCGUCCGCCUCCACAGCCCCGGGGAUGGCGUGAACAAGCCGUCCUCCAAGGUGGCCAUUAUCUAUGGUGCCGGUGCGCAAGACGCAAAAGAUGCCGUCGAGUCAGCUCUUCGGCCGGCUCCCUUGUUCGAUCUUGGGCCAAACCCAAAGGACCACCACCAUGAAGCCUCGCUAUCGCCAAGCUCGGGCGAAGCAGGGUCUGACGGAUCCAUGUCGGACGUGGGGGACGUGAGAGAGGAAGCAUCCAAGUUCGGCCCUUCACUGACGAAUGUUGAGACAAACGGAAACGUCGAAAAGCGAGGCAGUGGUAAUACAACGCCUCGGUCCCAUGGCGAUGUCGGGACCGGGAAAUGCAGCACGAGUGGAUUGCUGUCUCCCCAGAUUUCAUCGCCCUUUAUCAGCCCAAGUCAGACGGCCUCGGAGCCUUCGCAAGCAUGUGCGACUGCUCCGGAACAUGAUGUCGGAGUCGAUUUGCCAAGCAUGACGGGUUACAAGCGUCAUAGACAGGACACAUAUGUCUGUGCUAAGCCGAAAACACCCAACUCGGGACCUGAACCUUGGCCAACUUUGAGGAAAGUUGAGCGACCUGUCGAGGAAAAGAAGCCCCCGCCAACAACACCCGUUUCCCUACCAUGGGCUCGACAAGCACUGCGGCAGGUUUCGAGCAAUUGCUCGACGUCUUCCGGCAAGAAAAAGAAGGAUCAAGGCAACCUUGGAGAUGAUGUCACGCUGCCCGCGUCGAGACUCAUACCGGUCGGAACUCCUGUGUUGGAGUGGCGAGGUAAUCUCUCCAAGACGCACAACGUUGCGCCAAAGCCUUUGAACAGGAACAAUCUAUGCGAGUCUUGCAACCCCACAGACUCAAAGGAGCCUGCCACCGGCGUUGGGUCAUGCGAGCGUUGCAGCCACGGGAGCAAUUCACCCAUGCGCAUCGGCAGCGGGAACCCGGACGACGAAGACCCGUUCACGGAACCCAAGCUGAGCGUGCGGGCGAUUGAAAACUCACUGGCGUGGGACAAGGCUCAAGGAGGACCGGGCGGGCGAGGCGUCGGCAGCGACGGCAGCGAGCCCAAGUCGGCGAGCAGAAGCCGAGGAUCGAACGAGCAAGAAGGACGCAAGGAGAAGACGACUGCAGAGCCGGCUCGCUGCUGUGGCUGGAAAGAGCGGUAUUUGCGACUCCGCGACGAUGUGGUUCGUGGCAAGGACACGCUCCGACGAGACGAGGAGGGCAGCAAGGCGGGCGCCGUCCAAGAGCUGGGAAUAGAAGGGAUGACGAUUAUUGUUCACAUGAGGCACACGGAUGACUUGGUCAUUAACACGGAUCUCCACGGAUGA
This is a messenger RNA of Ustilaginoidea virens, 2328 nucleotides long. RefSeq lists its product as uncharacterized. The transcript is spliced from 2 exons. Bases 1 to 2328 code for a protein of 775 amino acids. The record is from RefSeq and is a predicted model, not a curated record. NCBI's taxonomy places the organism in Eukaryota, Fungi, Ascomycota, Sordariomycetes, Hypocreales, Clavicipitaceae.